This is a messenger RNA of Mugil cephalus (flathead mullet), 2977 nucleotides long. It is a transcript of the gene tbc1d13, whose product is annotated as TBC1 domain family, member 13. Gene Ontology annotation, molecular function: GTPase activator activity. The transcript is spliced from 12 exons. Gene Ontology annotation, biological process: activation of GTPase activity; intracellular protein transport. The coding region runs from base 100 to 1302 and encodes 400 amino acids. NCBI's taxonomy places the organism in Eukaryota, Metazoa, Chordata, Actinopteri, Mugiliformes, Mugilidae. The record is from RefSeq and is a predicted model, not a curated record.
GUUUUUCCGAAGUCGGAAGUAAUGGGAGGACUUCCCUCUGACCAGUCAUUCAUUCCUCUUUGGAAACAACCAUAGUAAUACAUCGUUGCCUGUUCAAACAUGUCUACUGCCUACAGAAACAGGAUACAGGAAUUCAAAGUAGCCUUGAGUGACGAAAAAAUAAACUUGAAGACAUUGAGGGAGCUGUGCUUCAGUGGAAUCCCAUUUGAAGGAGGCAUACGAUCACUUUGCUGGAAAGUUCUUCUUAAUUACCUACCUCUUGAUCAGACAAUAUGGGAGUCCUUCCUCAAGAAGCAAAGGGAGGUGUACUCCCAGUUCCUAAAAGAAAUGAUCAUCCAGCCUGGCAUUGCCAAAGCCAACUUAGGCCUUUCCAGAGAAGAUGUUACAAUGGAGGACCAUCCUCUAAAUCCCAACCCAGACAGCAGAUGGAAUACCUACUUCAAAGAUAAUGAAAUUCUUCUGCAGAUUGACAAGGAUGUAAGACGGCUGUACCCAGACAUGGCAUUUUUCCAGCGUCCCACAGAAUACCCCUGCCAGCUCAUCUUGGACCCUCAGAAUGAUUAUGAGACAUUACGUCGACGAGUGGAACAAACCACUCUGAAAGCACAAACUGUUAACCGCAACCGAAGUGGAGUCACCAAUGUCAGUUCUCCUGGAAAGGCUCUGAACCUGUAUCCGUCUAAUGAAUAUGAAGUGCUGCCCAAUGGUAGUGAAGCACACUGGGAGGUGGUUGAGCGGAUCCUCUUCAUCUAUGCCAAACUCAACCCUGGGAUUGCCUACGUGCAGGGCAUGAAUGAGAUUGUUGGACCAAUUUACUACACUUUUGCCACAGAUCCCAACAGCCAGUGGAAAGAGCAUGCUGAAGCAGAUACAUUCUUCUGUUUCACGAAUCUAAUGUCGGAAAACAGAGACAACUUCAUUAAGAGCUUGGACGACUCUCAGUGUGGCAUCACCUACAAGAUGGAGAGUGUGUACUCCAUGCUAAAAGACAAAGACCUAGAGCUCUAUCUCAAAUUGCAAGAACAGAACAUCAAACCUCAGUAUUUCACAUUCCGCUGGCUGACGCUGUUGUUAUCUCAGGAGUUCCUCUUGCCAGAUGUCAUCCGCAUCUGGGACACUCUGUUUUCUGACCAAGAUCGGUUCCACUUCCUCAUCCUGGUCUGCUGUGCAAUGCUAAUACUCAUCCGGCAUAACUUGCUGACAGGAGACUUCACAGUGAAUAUGAGAUUAUUGCAGGAUUACCCCAUCUCAGAUGUCCACACCAUCCUGACCAAGGCCAAAGAACUGCAGGAUAAUUCAUAAAGACUUCCCCCUUUUCCUCCUCCUGUCUGAACUCACAUGUGGUAGGUUAGAAUUCUAAGAUCUUUCAUGUUAAUCAUGUCUUGUGAACUGACAUGAUCUUUGAAGAAGGAAACAAGGAAAGCACAGCAUACUGUUUUUUAACUCCAUGUUGAUGUUUGACCAGUGGGAGCAGUCCUUGAAAUUUGAAGGACAUGCUGAAACUACUGCUUCCUUGAAGUCAGUGGGAAAGAGAUACUACUUGCUUCACAAUGUGUUACAGGAAAAGGCUUUUCACAGCGAUCUCUCCCAUGGAGACAUGUUGUACUCGUAUCAUGUUUACGCUUAAUAUCUGAGGGAGCCAGAGUAAGCCUACACUACAGAUCUUAGUUUGUCAUGAAAAUUUACCAGAAGUAUUUAGGACUGAAUCAAGAAUUUUACAAAUAUCCCUCUGCAAUCACGUAUUUUGUCACAUUAAACAGAUAAUUGUGUUCAGCAAUGGUUCAUGUGUGUUUUUUAAUUUUUUUUUUAAUGGAAGAAACAUGUUUAAUAAUGUUAAUUAAGUGAAAGUAUUUCUGAGUAUAUUUCACUUCUGACAAAAUAAAUAUAAAAUGGUGUCCUGGGCCUGUUCAGUAUUGUGCAAGUAACUCCUGAAAAUCAUCAUCUUGAUAACUUUUGGGAAAUGUAAUUUAAUAACCUUGUAAAGUACAUGAAGGGCAUUGUUUUUCCACAAUGAGCAUUUUAUUCUCUAAUCUGGGUUAACAUGCAUCUCUAGUUGGUUCAUAGUUUUUUUGUUUUUUUUUACGUCAUUGGCAUUGUAAAUCAUUUACUAUGAAUAGCAAGGUGGUAUGUGUUAUUUUCAGAUAAUAUCUCUGACAUAGCAGCAUUGUCCCUGUAAACGAUUCAUGGACUGGCUGCUGUUUUUUUUUUUUUUUUUGUUAUAUAUGUCAUAGUACUUACCAUAUAUUUAUUGUUGAAAUUUUACCACAAUUUUGAGUGGUUGGUUUUGGUAUACAAACAGAUACAACAGAUUUUAUUUUUUUUUUUUCUUUUAAAAUGAUGUUUAAACGGGGGCUGACAAAGUUAAUAAUCAUUAAUAAUCCACCCAAAUUCCUUUUGCAACAUGUGAUUGAUGCAUGUAUGUUCUUUUAUUUAAUUUAGCCUGACAUAUAUUUUGGGAAAUCAGGAAGAGAUGAUUUUGACUAUGGCAACCAACUGAAAUAUGUGGAUAAAUCUUACAGCUUUGGUUUACGCUGAAUUACACCUAUUAAAAAAAAAAUAAAUAAAAAAUCUACUAAACUGCUAAAAAUGUGACAUUUUUCCAGCUGCAUGCACUGCAGUCAUGAACCUAGAUGUUUAGCACCAAAACACUUACAAUUUACACAAAAUUUGUUCAGUUUAAGAGAGACUUCUAAGACCAAAACAAAGUUUGCAUUUGAGAGUAUUUUGUAUCAUGUUUUGGGUGAAUAUUUCUUUGAGGGAAUGUUGCUAAUUACACAGUCUUCUAUUGUGUAUUUAUUUCUAUCCUGAUGGCGCAUCUGUAUGUGUGGUACAUACACUGAUGUGAUCACUAUGCUCUGUGUCUUACGUCAGUUAUAUGCAUGGUUUGUAUUUUGUAAGCACAUUUUGUAAUGUCUCCAGUGUUAAGACUUGUAAGUUUUUACAUGAUUCAAGAUGUGCAUUAAAAUUAAUACUGGGA